Notechis scutatus (mainland tiger snake) is the source of this 4885-nucleotide messenger RNA. Its product is annotated as translocating chain-associated membrane protein 1-like 1. Gene Ontology annotation, biological process: protein insertion into ER membrane; SRP-dependent cotranslational protein targeting to membrane, translocation. NCBI's taxonomy places the organism in Eukaryota, Metazoa, Chordata, Lepidosauria, Squamata, Elapidae. The record is from RefSeq and is a predicted model, not a curated record. Gene Ontology annotation, cellular component: endoplasmic reticulum membrane.
GUGGGAAGGGACAAGAGUCGCUGGUGUUUACUGGGCGGGAGGUGAAGAGCGAGGGAUUGUUGAGAGAGUAGAGGAGCUGCAGCUCUUCAUCUGUACUUCACCCUCAACUUGGGUCCUGGAGUUUCCCACUCUCGGAAACCUCUGCCGCUAUGGGACUGCGGAAGAAAAACAAGAGUCCGCCAGUCUUGAGCCAUGAGUUCGUUAUCCAGAACCACGCGGAUGCUGUAUCCUGCCUGGCCAUGGGCCUCCUUAUGGGGCUCAUGUUCGAGGUUACAUCCAAAUAUGCCAUCAUGUUUAUAACUGUACAAUACAAUGUUACAUACAACAUAGAUGAUGGAUCUGACCCAGUUCAUUUCUAUGAGUAUGGUCCAAAAGACAUGGCCACCAUCUUCUUCUACAUGCUUAUAGCCAUUAUUCUGCAUGCAGUGAUUCAGGAAUAUAUACUAGAUAAAAUUAAUAGACGCCUGCACUUGUCAAAAACAAAACAUAGCAAAUUCAAUGAGUCAGGACAACUAGCCUUUUUCUACUUGUUUUCGUUUGUGUGGGGAGCAAGUAUUUUGUCUGCAGAAGAAUUUACAACAAAUCCAACUUUGUUAUGGAAGGAUUACCCUCAUUCUCAUAUGUUUUUUCAGGCUAAAUUCUUCUAUAUUUGCCAAAUUGCCUAUUGGCUCCAUGCACUUCCAGAACUGUACUUCCAAAAGAUUAGAAAGGAAGAUAUUCCAAGACAGUUGCACUAUAUUUGUCUUUAUACUGCCCAUAUAUCUGGUGCCUAUAUCUUGAACCUUCAGCGCUUGGGUCUAAUUUUGCUGGUACCUCAUUAUCUUGUAGAGCUCAUUUUUCACGCUUCACGUCUUUUCUACUUCAGUGAUGAGAAUAAACAGAAAGGAUUUACCCUUUGGGCACUUUUAUUUGUAAUGGCUCGUCUUUUGACCCUGACUUUGUCAGUUCUCACCUUUGGAUUUGGUCUCACAAAAGCAGAAAAUCCUGGUUUUUCUGUAGCAGAAGGAAACUUUAACAUACUCACAAUUAGAAUUAGCUGUUUGGCUGCAAUUUGUCUGACUCAGGCUUGGAUGAUGUGGAAAUUCAUCAAUUUCCAGUUAAAGAAAUGGAGAGAACAUGCACAGAAUCAAAUUCCUAAGAAAAAAACAAACACAAAAAUUAAGUCUACAAAAAAAGAGUCCUGCAGAUCUAACUUCGUAAACGGAACAAUAAAAUCUGAAGAGGGCAUAUCACCUAGGAAAAGAAGAUCAAAAUUUUUGUGAAGAGCACAGAUAAAGAGGACAUUGAUUUAAUUGAAGACUUUUUCACCUUAAAUAGAAAAUCUGCAUUACACUGACCAUAGAACAACUCUAUUUGGCUAUUUGGGCUAAAGGACAUUGGUUAAAAUAAUAUAUUUUUAAGUGUAUAUUCAUCAAAACAAUUUUAUGAUGAAAAUAUUAUUUUAAACUCAUUUAUUUAACACAAUCAUCUUGAAAAUAGGAUAUUUUAUUAUAGUCUGACCUCUAAUUACAAUAUUAAUAGAACAGCAUGGGGGAAUCUAAUAAACCAGAGUUGUCUUUUAUUUGGAACUUUAUUCAUUUUAUAAACGGUAGUUUUAGAAUUAAAGUUAGAUUUAUUUUGCAAUUUUUUUCUAAAUUUCCUAUAUACCUUAUUAAAGUGCUUGAAAUUCCUUUUCAGGUUAGAGGGCAAAUUAUUUUUUUAUUACCUCUCCAUUUGGUUAAAGGCAAUGUUUGAACUGUCAUUAGAACAUCCAUUAAUACUGUCAUUUGAAAAAUUGUCCAACGAUGUGCUUUCAAACAAUUCCCAUCAUGUAAUAAUUUAAGGUUUAAUUCUGAAGAAUGGAAACCUUUUUAAUUCCAAAAGCUGGUUUUAUAUUAGUGGAUUCUGAAGUAUUUGUAAAAAAGAUUUGAAACUACAUGCUUCAACAUGGUGCUAAAAAGUGCUGGUUUAUUUAGAGAUCCAUGAAACUUAUAUAUAAUUAAUCUUUAAUAUGCUGAACAAAAAAACAUUUUGAAAUUAUUUUCCUAGUGUGAAAUAAUGUCAAGUUGUAGCAUUAGAUACUGAAAAGACAUUAAUGAAUCCUGCAUUUUUGUCAGAAAACAAUGUUAAAAAUACCAGGCCCUGCAAUAUAAUUUUGCCAUUUGGUCUGAUCCUGCAUCAUACCAAAAGUUUUUAUUACCAAAUAAUAGCUUUCCUUGAAUGCUUAUUGUAAUAGCUUAAGUGCACAUACUUACUAAGUAACAGGACAUUUUUGACUGUGCCAAAAUCUCCUGUUAUAAUUCUUUCAAAAGGGUAGGCCAACUGGUGCCUUCCAGAACUAUCCAUUCUAAUUAGGGGUGAUAGAAGUUAAAGUCCGGAAUAUCUGAAGCAAACCAGGUUUUCUUCCUUUUUUUUUGGAAAAAUGAGUUGUACUUGAGAUAAGCAAUUGGUUGGAAUUCAAAACUCUACAGCUUUUUUGAAAUUGCUUUUAUUACCCCUGUAGAUUUUGCAACCUGGCAUGGAAACCAUUCAAAGUGGAUUUUUUAAAUACCUAUGUCAUAUAAUAUGAUUUACUGGACCUACUGUUAGAAAAUAAUGUUUGAAGUGCUACUGGAUUUAUAGAAUUUAGUUCACAAUUUUUUGUAUUAUGAAUAUAGACUUCUAGAUCUAAAACAAUCGUACUGUUUUCAAAUUUCUAUUUGAGGAUUUUCUCUUCUGCUUUCUCAGGUUAUCUGUUCAAAACUGGAGUAGUUUUAUUUAGUUAAUGUGGAUUAGUCUGCAGUUCUGAAACUAGAGUUCAUAACUCCAUGGCUACUUUAUAAUUCACAACUAAACAGUUAGAACCUUGUCUGUUUGUAAAUCUUGUAGCACCAGCCGCCAAUCAAAGAAUAAAGGCGAUGUAGAUUUAAUUAUUUUUCUAUCGUUUGAAUUUCUAAAAAUUCUUGAUAGUUGCUUAAACCUAAUUGAAUUCUGCAAGUGGCUAUUAUCAGCCUGGCAUUAUCCCUAUGAGCUAAGACUGGUUCCCAGAAUUUCUACCAACUUUAUUUAUUAUUAUGGUAGCUGGGAUAUCUUGAGAGUUAUAGUUCCAAAAUACCUGAAGGUGCCUUUUGUGGAAAGGCUGCUGUAAAGAUCAUAAAGAAGUCUUCACCAAUAGAAUAUUUGGGAGUACUCUCAGCAUCCCUAGCAAUUGGGGAUGUUAGAGAAUAUAGUCUUAAAUAUUUGUAGAGAAGGCUGAUGUAACAGUUCAGUCUACAUAGUACUAAAAUUAUAUUUGUUAUAUAUCUUAUUAAUCUGAUAUCUUGGCAGGCAUAGCUGUUAUGUAAGAAAAGUCUAUUCAGUUACAUUAGGGAUAGGAAGUGAAAGAUUUGGGGGGCUGCAAUUCAAAAAUAUGAUCACUUGCAUAUUUCCAGCUCAUAUUGAGUGGUUUUCUCUUUCUUAGCACUUUCAGAUUUUUGGAUUGCUAAAACCAGCAUGGCUACAUUGUCAUAGAGAAAAUGAAUUGCCUUAACGUUGCAAUCUGGAAUAUUCUAGGCAUCAGAUUUGGUGGGUUUUUUUUAAGAUAACUCUAUGUACCAUAAAUAUUUCACAAUAUAAUAUCAAUAGGUUCAUUGCUGGGAGUACAAAUAGCAGAGGUGCCAAAGAUGUCUGUUUUAUAUGGACACUGACUGACUGUGUCUGUUACAUUCCCCAUUCUAAAUAAUAUCUCAGUUAUAACAAGAUACUGGUUUUCUUUAAGAUUUGAUAUACUUGUUAAUAAUAUUUGACACUUAAAGUACUAAUAAGAAAGAGUUAAAAAUGGUUCUCUGGUUCUGAUAAAAUGUUUAUGAUUGAUUUGGAAGUCAAGAUAGCUGCCUCACAGUCCAUUGUAAAAUUACCUCGCCUUGCCUCCUGACCAUGUUCCUGUGAGAAACAAGUGGCUUACAUUUUUUAAAAUUUCUCAGUACCAUUCAAUAAAUUCAGUCACAUGUAUUUAGGUGUUAUUAUAUAGAAUGAAAUUGUUCUUUUAUUUUGUGAAAUGGGGACAUUUUUUUAUAUCACUUAAACAUUUUCAUGCAAAAUGCUCUUCCUGAUUUGAUUCCUUUUUCUUCAUUUGUCCUAUUCUGUGUACCAAUUUGUUUAAAGAUUUUAUCUGCUGACCUCAUAAUACCCAUUUUGCUGUAGAAUGAGUAUUUUUAAAGAUUUUGAUGGAAAUUUAUUUAUAUAAUCACUUCAUUUUAUAGAACCUUAAUACUAAUGAGCUGUUUUGCUAAAAAAAGAGAAACCCUUCUGAUUAAUUUUCACUGUACUUCUCGUAAGAUGUUGCUUUCUCUAGUUAGCAUGUAUAUGCUUCUGGACUUGUUCCAAAUAGGACACUGGUUAUAUCUUCAUCUUAAUCAUGAACAUUUGUGUUCAUGUAAAGUCUUUUAUGUUACUAAUUUCAAAUAAAAUAAAAUGGAAAAUUCCUUUCUCAAAGCAUAAUGCUAUAAGAUUUAUUAGUUAUUUUAGAAAAUAGAUGUGGCCUUUUAAUUCAUAGAGUCAAUUUGUUCUGUGGCUGGAACUACAUCCUUAUAGAUCAUAGUUCAACUACUGUAUUGCCAUGAUAAUUAAAUGUUUAACUUAGCCUACAAUCUCUUCUAUCCCUGUACACUUCAGAAAUUUGAUUCCCUUUUUUAAAUUCUAGAAAAUUUAAGUUCAAGUGUUUUAAAAUGUAUGUUACCUAUAAUAUCCUUGAAAUGCAAACAUUUUGUGUGUGUGUGUGUGUGUGUGUGUGUACACCUUGUUUCUUUGAAUUGGUAGAAUAAUUUCUUUAGCAGCAUGGGAGGAAUAUAAAUGGAAUGUCAUACUGUCCUGUGUCAUUGCACUGAUUCCACAGACGGAUGUUUUAUGUACUAUCAGAUAUUAAAUAAAAGGUGGGCCUGUGCCUUAA